Messenger RNA from Egretta garzetta (little egret), 840 nucleotides. It is a transcript of the gene OPN3, whose product is annotated as opsin 3. Gene Ontology annotation, cellular component: photoreceptor outer segment; membrane. Gene Ontology annotation, biological process: G protein-coupled receptor signaling pathway. The transcript is spliced from 4 exons. The record is from RefSeq and is a predicted model, not a curated record. The coding region runs from base 1 to 840 and encodes 279 amino acids. Gene Ontology annotation, molecular function: G protein-coupled receptor activity. Lineage: Eukaryota; Metazoa; Chordata; Aves; Pelecaniformes; Ardeidae.
AUGGGAAUUGUUUCAAUUAUGACUCUCACUGUUCUUGCCUAUGAACGCUACAUUCGAGUGGUCCAUGCUAAAGUAAUUGACUUCUCUUGGUCCUGGCGGGCUAUCACAUACAUCUGGCUCUAUUCAUUAGCUUGGACUGGAGCACCUCUUUUGGGCUGGAACAGAUACACCCUGGAAAUUCAUGGAUUAGGUUGCUCAGUGGACUGGAAGUCGAAAGACCCCAAUGAUACCUCCUUUGUGCUCCUUUUUUUCCUUAGCUGUCUGGUAGCACCUGUUGGGAUCAUGGCCUAUUGCUACGGCCAUAUUCUAUAUGCAGUAAGAAUGCUUCACUGUGUGGAAGACUUCCAGACUUUUCAAGUAAUCAAACUUCUAAAAUAUGAAAAGAAGGUGGCUAAAAUGUGUUUCUUAAUGAUCUCCACAUUCCUUAUUUGUUGGAUGCCCUAUGCAGUGGUCUCCCUCCUGGUAACAUACGGCUAUAGCAACCUUGUAACUCCAACAGUAGCUAUCAUCCCAUCUUUCUUUGCCAAGUCAAGCACUGCUUAUAAUCCAGUCAUCUAUAUCUUCAUGAGUAGAAAGUUUCGACGAUGCCUUUUGCAACUCCUGUGCUUUCGCCUGAUGAGAUACCAGAGGACCGUGAAAGAGACACCAGCAACAGGGAAUGACAAACCAAUACGACCAAUAGUUAUGUCUCAGAAAGCAGGGAACAGGCCAAAGAAGAAAGUGACUUUCAGCUCUUCCUCUAUCAUUUUUAUUAUCACCAGUGAUGACACCCAGCAAAUAGAUGACAACAGUAAACACAACGGGACAAAAGUAAAUAUCAUCCAAGUAAAGCCACUAUAG